This is a messenger RNA of Phragmites australis (common reed), 2226 nucleotides long. Its product is annotated as UDP-glucuronate 4-epimerase 3-like. Lineage: Eukaryota; Viridiplantae; Streptophyta; Magnoliopsida; Poales; Poaceae. Bases 181 to 1623 code for a protein of 480 amino acids. The transcript has a single exon. The record is from RefSeq and is a predicted model, not a curated record.
CCGCAAACCAAUUCCCCGAAAACGGAAGCGACGGCGAACCAAAUCGAAACCAUCUCCCCUCGAAAAAACGGCAGCAGCAAGGGCCCCCAAACCCAAGCGCGGCCGCGGACUCAAUCCCCAAUCCCAGUCCCAACCCGGAGCGAGAUCCAGGGAGCAGCCGCAUUGCAGCGGAUCGAGGCGAUGGCGCCGCAGCAGACCGGCGCGCCCGGCUCGGCGGCGGCGGCGGGCGGCGCGGCGGCCGUCAAGCCGCAGUUCCACCACUACCACCACCACCGCCUGCCCCCGCGCCACCACCACCCCUCGCCGACCUCGCUCCUCUCCAAGCUUGCCUUCUGGUCCGUCUGCUCCGUCUCGCUCCUCCUCGCCUUCCUCCUCCUCUCCCCCUCCGCCGCCCCGGCCCCGCGCGCCGCUCUCGAGUCCCCGCGCCGCUCGCUCCAUGCCUCCCCGUCGUCCACUGCCUCCUGGGGCGGCGCCGCCUGGGAGAAGAAGGUGCGGGCCUCGGCGCGCGUGAGGCGCGGGCGGGGCCACUCCGUCCUCGUCACGGGCGCCGCGGGGUUCGUCGGCUUCCACGCGGCCGCCGCGCUGCGCCGCCGCGGGGACGGCGUGCUCGGGCUCGACAACUUCAACGACUACUACGACCCCGCACUCAAGCGUGGGCGCGCCGCUCUCCUCGCGCGCUCCGGAGUCUACGUCGUCGACGGCGACAUCGCGGACGCCGAACUCCUCGCCAAGCUCUUCGACGUCGUGCCGUUCACGCACGUACUCCACCUCGCCGCGCAGGCGGGCGUGAGGCACGCACUCGUUGACCCGAUGUCCUACGUGCGCGCCAACGUCGCCGGUCUCGUCGCGCUGCUCGAGGCGGCGCGCGCCGCCAACCCUCAGCCGGCAAUUGUCUGGGCGUCGUCAUCUUCAGUGUACGGGCUCAAUUCCCAUGUGCCUUUCUCCGAGCAUGACAGGACGGAUCGACCAGCCUCUCUCUAUGCAGCCACCAAGAAGGCCGGUGAGGAGAUCGCUCAUGUCUACAACCACAUCUAUGGGCUCUCACUCACCGCUCUUCGGUUCUUCACUGUGUAUGGGCCGUGGGGGCGCCCCGACAUGGCAUACUUCUUCUUCACCCGGGAUAUCCUUGCUGGGGUGCCAAUUACGGUGUAUGAGAGUGCGGGAGGCACACACCAGACUACCAUUUCCCGGGAUUUCACCUACAUUGAUGACGUUGUGAAGGGGUGUGUAGCGGCACUGGAUACAGCUGGUCGGAGCACAGGCAGUGGAGGCAAGAAGCGAGGGCCGGCACCAUUCAGGACAUACAAUUUGGGGAACACUUCUCCUGUGCCCGUGACACAGCUAGUCGAUUUGCUGGAGAGGUUGCUAAAGGUGAAGGCUGUGAGGAAGGUCGUCAAGAUGCCAAGGAACGGGGAUGUGCCGUAUACACAUGCGAAUGUCAGCCUUGCACAGCGGGAGCUUAGAUACCGCCCGUCCAUAGAUCUCCAAACAGGGCUCAAGAAGUUUGUGCGGUGGUAUCUUGAGUACUACCAUCCUGAAUUGGCUGAGAAGCAGAAACAGCGUGGCAGUAGCAAUGGCAAGGGUUCAGGCGGUCAGAACGGCAGCUCGAGCAGCGCAAGAUGACUGGGUAUUCAGUUUCUUUGCGACCCUCUUCUGACGGUGCGUAUGAGACAUGAGAGUCCUACUUCCAGUGCUUAAUUCAUCAGAUUGAGAGGCUCAUUUUGCCCAGCAAGUUCUUAAAGCAGAAAAGAAGUUAAGAAACAGUCAUUACUCAUCAUUAGGUAGUUAUAAUUCAAAAAGCUGUUGCCUCUCUUUGCUACCUCAGAGAACUUACUUCCUAGAUUUUGAGAAGCUGAGGCAUUGCCGGCUGGGGGGACAAUUGAGCUGGGCAUUCAAUUCCUAGUUCCAUUAGUUGGUUCUUAGGAUCACAUUGUUUGGAAGAUUUUUCGUGGGUUUUGGGGGCAUGCAUUCCGUUGCAAAGGCUACGAUAGAUUCUGUUAGUGACAUUUUGUACCACGGGAGAGAACUAAGUAUAUCAUGACUGUUUCUUUUGUUCAAUUGAAGUAGCCAUGAUCAACAAUUUAUAUCUGUACCCUGUUUCGCUGCUAAGCAUGCUCCUUUUCUGUAUGGUGGUGCAUACGCAGAGCAGCUGUGUUGCACACUUGUUUUCACCAUGUGAAACUUAAAAUUAGUGUAUCCUUUGUGGUGAAAAUUGACGUUACAAAG